This is a messenger RNA of Pantherophis guttatus, 4412 nucleotides long. RefSeq lists its product as uncharacterized. NCBI's taxonomy places the organism in Eukaryota, Metazoa, Chordata, Lepidosauria, Squamata, Colubridae. Gene Ontology annotation, biological process: DNA recombination; DNA integration. Gene Ontology annotation, molecular function: DNA binding. The record is from RefSeq and is a predicted model, not a curated record.
UGCAGGGCGCCCACGGCAGUCAUGCCUGGGUAGUGACACGGCUGUUAUCCAAUGACCGAGUCUUCUGGAAUCUUUAGCACCGCCCCUUCCUGCUAUGAUCCAGUUUUUCGACUCGGUCUGUUCCAUAACAGUCGUGUCUGUAGCUUCUCCAAAGCCUCUGCAAAAACUUUGUUCUAAUUUCACCACCUGGAUUGAGAUCGCAAUAGCGGAGCUGCCUUUGAAACUGCCGGGUUUCCACCCACGCGCACGAGCUCGCCUAGCUUGCUCCGCCGCGUUGCUGCCCCAUUCGGCUUGGAAACGGGGGCUGGAGCGCUCAGCAGCAGCGCCUCUUCUAUCGGCCUGGAUCGGCGCGCCCUUUGAAAUUCCCGCCGAUUCGAACAGCUGAGAGGCGCGAGAAGGGAUUCCGCGCCGCUUUUUUUCGCCGCUUCGGAGCCGGCUAGCUUCUUAUCCCCGGGGCGAUCUACACCUCAGCGGACAGGCGCGGCUUGCUUUUUCGCGCCUUUUUGCCUCAACCAGGCAGCCACCUCGCCUUCCAACAGCGGCAUCCAGGUACUGACGGCCCUAUCUUCCGCCUGUGGUCCUGGUUAGCGCGAAGUUACAUUCCGCGCCUAAUAGUUCUCGCGCACAAGCCGUAAGGCUAGCGAGAAGAAGGGUUAUUCCCUUGGGGCUUAGAACUCAUUGGGCGCCAUUUUAAGAGAGAUUUGGGACGAGAUGGCUGACAGACCCAAAUCUAAGGGCAGAGGAAAACGCCGCCAGCAGGAGGACCCUGGGGAGGGUACCUCCACGGGCCACAGAAGCAAGAUCAGGGCCCCAGCCCCCCAAUCCUCGGCCCCCCAUAAAUCCUCUGCCAGCUCCAGAGACGAGGACAGGCGCCACAAGGCCAUGGAGAAGGCCUUCGAGAGGGCUCAUUCCAAGGCUGUUCAAGGCUCCUCUACAGCUCCUCCUUCUGAUCACCCUGAACAAUCUGGAAUUUCUAGGGCCUUGUCUCCUGACAGGUCUGUCCAAGGUGAUGUCAUAGAUACAGCUGAGGUGGCUUCGGUUUUUCCUUCUGACACUGGGCACAACCAAGACCAGGCCCACAACCAAGACCAGGCCCAGUGCUCCCCAGAUCCUGUUCAGGUCCCUCCUGCCUCACCUUCUCCUUCUACUGGACCUCAGGUUUCUCUUGGGCCUCACGAUUUGCCCCCUGAUAUGCGGUCAUCCCUGGCCGAUCUUAUCUCGGAAGCCAUUUGCCAGGGCAUUGCUCAAGGCCUCCAGCAACAUCCUGCUCUGGCUCAGGUUUCGGCGGCUCCUAAGAGAUCGGAUAGGGCCAUCUCUCGGUCUCCUGCCCCCCAUUCUAAUGAGGAAUCUGUCGCUGAGGUCUCUGAUCACGACUCCGCUAGUCAGGAUUCGGUGUCAGAAGAAGGGGAAUUGCCUGAGCAAGACCUGUCAGAAGACGAAGGGCUUGAGCCAGACCAGCCAGCCUUUGUGGGCCUCUUCAAGCCCCACAUGUUUCGAUCUUUACUGUACAAAGCCAAGAUCACCACCCGACUCGGCAUUGAGACUUCUUCUUCUUCCAACCCUCCUGGGCCAGCUGAUCCUACAUCUGUCCUUUUUCAGGAACCCAAGGUGCAAUCGGAUACUAUUCCGGCUCCCAAACUUUUUUCGGAAGUCUUAAAACGCCAGUGGUCUUCUCCCAGCACCGGUCCGAUUCCUAACAACUUGGACCGUAAGUUCUACAACAUGGCUUCAGAUUUUUCCGAUCUGCUACAAGUUCCAGUUGUCGAUACUCCAGUUGUGGCUUUAUCUUCUACCUCUCUCCCAACGGGACCUUCGGAGGAAUAUUUGCGGCCUGAAGAGAAGAAGGCUGAAAGAACCCUCAUCAAAGGCCACCAAGCAUCAGCUUGGUCCAUCCAAGCUUCCUCCGCUGCAUCGUUCUUUAACAGGGCCUCUAUCCUGUGGUUACGCCAGCUGCAAGACCGUCUUCCGGCUUCCGACCAUCGUGCCCAUCAAGAUAUAAAUAAAAUAAUUGCAGCAACCGAGUUCUCCGCAGAUGCUACGCUUAAUGCGGCCAGAUUCUCAGCCAAGGCCAUCGGCACUUCCAUCACGUCGAGACGCCUCCUAUGGCUCCGGAAUUGGCAGGCGGACGCCAGGAAUAAGUGGCGUCUCGCUUCGUCUCCUUAUGCAGCCGACAAGUUAUUCGGUUCCCCGCUGGAUCCACUGUUAAUCGAGACAAAGGACCACCGUAAGAUCCUUCCUUCUGCGUCUCGUCGUUCUGAGACCCGACCUCAGGGCUCCUUUCGUCGUUCUUCCUUUCGAGGCUCCGAUCCCAACUUCUUCCAGCACCGCUCUCACCGUUCCUUCUCCUCCAGACCUUCACAACCUUCCGGAGACCAGCAGGGAGCUGCAGUGGCUGCUUCUUCCUUACCAAAGGCGCUUCACCAACACCUCGGCCUCCAGAAUUGUCCUUCCUCCACCGGUUCUAGACUCUCUACGUUGGUGGAUGUCGUCGGCCAUUUCCCUGGGCUCUUCGUUCGGAGACCAGCACAGGAUUGUGGUCACUACAGAUGCCAGCCUCUCGGGCUGGGGGGCUCAUCUCGACUCGCACCUGGCUCAGGGUCUCUGGUCUCAAGCAGAACGAGCCAUGAAUAUCAACCUUCUAGAAUUGCGAGCUAUUCGUCUAGCCCUCCUCGAAUUCGAGCCUCAUGUCCUGGGUCGGGACGUCCUCAUCCUGACGGACAAUGUCUCGGCCAAGGCUCAUGUCAACCGACAAGGGGGGACUCGGUCUCGGUCCCUCAUGGCGGAAUCUCUUCGGCUGGGGCUCUGGGCGGAGACCCAUCUGUCGUCGCUUCGGGCCGAGCACAUAUCCGGAUCUGCCAACACUCAAGCGGACUCUCUCAGUCGCUCCCUCAUCGAUCCGGCCGAAUGGAGCCUGCAUCCCCUCUGGUUCGAAGAUCUGUGCACCCGGUUCGGCCUCCCGUCAAUGGACCUGUUUGCGGCCCCCGGCAACCAGCAGCUUCCCCGCUUCUUCUCUCGGUUUCCAUGUCAGGGAGCGGAGGCGGUGGAUGCACUCCGAAGUCCUUGGCCGCAGAAUCAACUGCUCUACGCUUUUCCUCCUCUACCCCUAAUUUCCAAGGUCGUGCGAAAGAUCGUAGCGGAGCGAGCGGAGAUUCUCCUUUUGGCCCCACACUGGCCUCGCCAACCGUGGUUUGCCGAUCUUCUGGGCCUGUCAGUAACUCCCCACUGGAGGAUUCCCGACGAUCGGAUAACGCUCCACCAACGCCCCCUGCUCCAUCCGGAUCCCCGGUCCUACCAACUGACCGCAUGGCGGCUGAGCGGCUCCUCUUAGCGAAGGCCCAGGUUCCCCCGGACGCUAUUCCCAUCAUCCAGGCCGCCCGCCGUCCAUCGACGCUCCGGAUCUACGGCUCCACCUGGCGCGUGUUUUCAUCCUGGUGUCACAAGAAAGGGAUCUCUCCUAUGGACGUGACUAUCCCUCAUCUGCUGGACUUCCUUCACCAGGGCUACAUUGCGGGUCUAGCUCCUAACACCCUACGGAGACAGGUGGCCGCCUUAUCAUCAAUUCUGUCAUGUUCGUCCUCCUCGCCCAUUUCUGCUGAUCCUCUCAUUCGAUCCUUUUUGAGAGGUGCUACCAAUCUCCGUCCUCCCACGGUUCACCGGUUCCCUUCUUGGGAUCUGAACAAAGUUCUUAGUGCCUUAACGGGUCCUCCGUUUGAACCCUUACGGGAAGUUGGUCUGAAGUUUUUGUCGUUCAAAGUUUCGUUCCUGGUUGCAGUAACCUCCGCUAGGCGGAUUUCUGAACUCGCUGCUCUGUCAGUCCGCUCUGACCUCUGCAUUUUCCAUACAGACAGGGUAGUUCUUCGCCUCGACCCUGCAUUUGUGCCAAAGAUCAACACCAUUUUUCACCGGUCGCAAGAGCUUACACUUCCUAACUUCUGCCCUUCCCCUCGCCGUCCCCAGGAGUUCCUAUGGCAUAAGCUGGAUGUCCGCAGGGCUCUCAAAAUCUAUGUGGCUCGUACGGCCACUUUCCGGAGGUCAGAGGCCCUCUUCCUCUCCUUUCAACCUGCAACUAUGGGUUCCCGUGUCUCCUCUGUUACCAUUGGACGGUGGAUCAGAGCUACCAUUGCGCUGGCCUACGAGGCACAGUCGCUGCCGGUACCUCCGAAUAUUACGGCUCACUCUACACGGAGCGCCUCCACCUCCGCUGCCUGGUCCACGCAGGCGCCUUUGGACGAGAUUUGCCGGGCCGCUACUUGGUCGUCUGUCUCUCCUUUCAUUCGGCACUACCGCCUGGAUGUCUACGCCUCGGCAGACGCAGCAUUCGGCAGGAGAGUUCUGCAGCAGGUCCGGCCUCUCCCUCCCUAGGAGACAUCAUGCUUUGGUAUGUCCCAGGCAUGACUGCCGUGGGCGCCCUG